UGUUGGAUAUUAUCGUUCGAACCGGAUCGUUUAUUUCAUUUUUUAACAAAAACAUAUUGUUUAGUUUUCAAUUUGGUUUUUUCAUCGAAUUUUUACAAUUUUUCGCUUUUAGUAAUGUAAAGUUUGUUAGGGCCACUUGAAGUUAGGUAAGUAGUAACACAGUAACAGCAACAUCUAAAAAAAUCUGAAAGAAAACAAGAAAUAAAAGUUCUAUUUUGCCUUUAUUUUCCUGAUCAUAAAAAGAUGUCAGAAGCUGGUCUGAAUAUCAUUGUAAAUCACGGACACGACAGACAUUCUAUUUUUCUUCCCAACGACAACUCGACGUUAGAAGACCUUGCAAACAGUAUUGAAGUUGUCACCGGAGUGCCACCCAUCAAUCAGAAAAUCAUCUUCAAAGGCAGGUCGCUUACACUGUCUGAUGAAAUGCUAUCCAGCGUUGGAAUCUUUAACAAUAGCAAGAUAAUGAUCAUAGGCAAAAAGUAUUGCGAGGAUGAUGAAAAACACCUGAAUGUGAUGAAGGCAGUCGAUAAGAAGUUCCAACAGAUGAACGAGAAGUUUAAUGAAGUGGCCAAACAGUUUCAAGAUUUGCAAAAUGGAUUCGUUGGAGAGGACCUACACAAAGAACUGAAACAGCAGCUAGUGAAGCAGCUGAUGGUGACGUCACAGCAGCUGAUGACGUCACUGGAGCAGCUGGAUUCGUUGAUGCUCGCUGGUUCGGCGUCCGAGGUUCAGUCGUUCAGGAAGAAAACAGUCAACCAAAUCAACAGUCUCCUAACAAAGAUAGACUCGUUGCAGGAGUCAGUUGAAAAAUUUUCAUGAUGGUGGUGUGGUCGUGUGUCGUUGUCGUCAUAAUCAUCGUGUGGUGGUGUGGUGCUUGUCGCUUUGUCGUCGUCGUCGUCACCAUCAUCAUCAUUUUUAACUUUAACAUCAUUUUAUCACCAUCAAUCAUCAUUAUUAUUAUUAUUAUUAGUGAUGAUGAGGAUAAUAUCAAAUGGUAACAUCUGUGUUGUGUUUGCGUGCGUGUGUGGUUUGUGUGUGUUUAAUAUUGUUAAAGGUUUAAUGACGUCAUUGCUAUCAAUAAUAUUGUUGGAAAUGUCCUUGGUUAGAAAUUUUGUUCGCUUCUUAUUUAUUCAUAGGUAUCAAUCAAUCAAUCAAUCAGUCAAUCAAUUUAUCAAUCAAUCAAUUAGUUUAUUAAACGCUAUUUCCACGAUGUUCAACAGCCAACAGCGCUCCUCAAUGAAUUCUGCUAACAGAUGGGUCUUGAGAUCCGUUCUGAAAUUCGUUUUAGUUGGGUAAAAAUUGUUAUCUUGAAAAGU
This is a messenger RNA of Helobdella robusta, 1316 nucleotides long. RefSeq lists its product as hypothetical. Gene Ontology annotation, molecular function: adenyl-nucleotide exchange factor activity; protein-folding chaperone binding. The coding region runs from base 244 to 819 and encodes 191 amino acids. Gene Ontology annotation, cellular component: cytosol; cytoplasm; membrane. The record is from RefSeq and is a predicted model, not a curated record. The transcript has 8 exons. Gene Ontology annotation, biological process: protein stabilization. NCBI's taxonomy places the organism in Eukaryota, Metazoa, Annelida, Clitellata, Rhynchobdellida, Glossiphoniidae.